UAGUCAUUGUACAUUCGUGUGUAAAUACAGACGUUCGUUAAUCGGUUGUUCGUUAUUGAGUCACCACAAUUGGCGACGAGGAAAAAAUUUUUUGCGCGGUAAUCGUGCGCGUUAAAAUGUACCGAUUUCGCGCUCUCGGAUGAUUUUUUUUUAUCGAAAAUUAAUUAAAUCAUUCGUAAAUAGGUAAAUCGCGAAUAAAUGAUUUUUAUGACAGAAAUUUUCGCGUGUGAAAUGGUGAAAAAAGUGCCAAUUUCAUUACCUACCUUUUCAACCAUUCUACUCAGCUACCUUCAAUAAUCACAGUCACACUCAGCUAUUUUCACUCAGUCAACUCAGCUAUUUUCACUCUACUCAGACACAUCUCAGCCUUCAAACUCAGCACCAUGAACGCAGACGAACUUCAGAGAAUUUUAGCUGAACAAAAUACUCAGUUUCAAGCAAUUUUGCAAGCAGCUUUAACUCAAAGUCGAAAUACUCCUCGGACACCAGAAAACACUGAAAAAUUUGAUGCUUUUGAUUCAAAGAAAGAAAAGUUCACAAAUUACAUCGCUCGUUUCGAAGACUACACAGCUACAAAAAACAUCACUGAUGUUGAAAAGAAAGCCGGAUUAUUACGUACUUCAAUUGGUUCUACCCAUUAUAAUAAACUUGCCGCUUUCUUGGGACCUGAUAAAUCAAUCCAGAACCUAUCUUACGCUGAUUUAAAAACUUCGUUCAACGAUCUAUUGGUUCCACGUCAAAGUGUCAUCAUAUCAAGGCAUUAUUUUCUAGAAACGCAGCAAAAAGAAAAUCAAAAUAUUGCCGAAUUCGUUGCCUCGCUUCAGGACAAGGUGGUAAAUUGUCAAUUCACUGUUGAAUGCGAGUGUAAAAAGCAGGUAUCCUGUGCCAAACUAUUCUUAGCAGCUCAAGUGGUUCGUGGUAUUAAAGAGCCAUGGAUUAAAGAACAGGUACUCCAGACAGACUCUGAUGAUUAUGAUAAAAUUGUGGAAAAAGCAAUUUCAUUGGAAGCUUCGCGAAUUGAGAGCAGAGAAUUGAGCAAAAAUACUCCGAAUACAAUACCAGGUAACUCAGAUGUAAAUAAAUUAUCUCGCGCUUUCAAUCGCGACUCCCGUUCUCAGAAUCGUUAUAAUGAUCACAGUAAACAACGAAAUCGUUCACACAGUCGAGGUUAUUCGAAAAAUCAUUAUCGAAGUAAUACGCCAGCAAAACGUAGAUCGAAAAUCGAUUAUAAAAAGCUGGGAAUUGAUGGGUUAUGUCUCCGUUGUGGUAGAAAUAACCAUUCUGUAUCAGAUUGCACUGUUGAUCGAAAUAAAUUAAAAUGCACGUCAUGCAACAAGCCAGGUCAUCUCCCAAAGGUGUGUAUUACCACCCUCAUGUCAAAUUCAAAAUCAAAUGAAUCCAGUGUCAAAAUCUCCGAGCCUACAAACUAUGCAACAUAUUCUCAGUAUGUAGACAAUUAUCAUGUCGUUGACCUUUAUAAGCUUGAAGAAAACAGUGUCAAUACUGAUGAUAAAUAUUUCAUUGAAGUAGGUAUCAAUGGAAAAUCGAAGAGAAUGGAAGUUGACACAGGUGCUAAAUUUUCGUUGAUACCUGAUGAUGAAUUCAAAAAAUUGGGAAUUCGAGCACCAAUCAAAGAAGCAAAAAUCGCUUUUCGUUCGUUUUCCGGAGCCAUAACGCCAGCUCUAGGUUAUGUUACUGUUGAUGUUUCCUACAAAGAUAGGAAAACUCGUUCAAAUUUGUACAUUGUGCCUCCAGGUCAUGCUACAUUAAUGGGCCGCGAAUGGAUUCGCACCUUAAAGGUUACUCUUGAAGAACUUGACCUUGAUCAGCAAAAAUCAAAUUCCUUUGAUUACCCAGUUUACACAUCUGAGGCUACACCACAAGAAAAAUUAUCAUCGAUAUUAGAAGAAUACUCUGAACUUUUUGAACCCAAAAUAGGUCGCAUUCCGAAUUUCGCCGUAAACCUACAACUCCGUGAAAAUGCAACGCCUAAACUGCUACGUGAGCGAACUGUUCCCUAUGCUUUACGUUCAAAAGUUGAUGCCGCUCUAGAUGUACUCGAAAAACAAGGAAUUAUAACUCCAGUCAGCUCUUCAGACUGGGGAUCGCCUCUAGUUGUCGUUUUAAAACAAGACAACGAAGUUCGUCUCUGUAUCGAUUACAAGGUCACUGUCAAUGUGCAGCUAGUAGAUGCCAGUUACCCAAUUUCCAGGGUUGAAGAAAUUUUAGAUCUGCUAGUAAACGCCACGCACUUUUGUAAAUUGGACCUAUAUCAAGCUUACAUGCAUAUGUGUGUAAAUGAAGCCUCCAGUAUAAUUCAAACCAUUGUAACACAUCGUGGGUCAUAUCGAAUGAAUCGUUUGGGUCCUGGUGUAAAAAUUGCGCCAUCUGAAUUCAACAGAAAAAUGAAAGAAAUAUUGCUAAAUUGUCCCGGAACUGCAAAUUUCUUUGAUGACAUAAUCGUAUAUGGGUCAUCCUUGGAGGAGUGUUUAGAAAACCUCCGUAAGUGUCUAGAAGCACUGAAGAAAAAUGACCUUCAUCUAAAUAAGAAAAAGUGCAAAUUUCUUCAAGAAAAAACAACAUACCUCGGUUUCGUAAUUGAAAAAGGGAAAAUAGGUAAAUCACCAGAAAAGAUGGAGGCUGUGAAAAAUCUACCUAGACCAAAAGAUGCUGAUGAAAUUCGUAGGUUCAUUGGGUUAAUAACGUAUUACCAUCGAUUUAUUCCAAAUUUAUCAAACCUCACUGCACCACUCAGAGCUCUGCUGAAGAAAAAUGCUAAAUUUUUCUGGUCUUCAGAAUGUGAAUCAGCAUUCAUCAAAUUAAAAGAAGAAAUAUGCAGUGAUCGUGUUGUUGUACCUUUUGACCCAAUGAAACCAUUAAUUUUAACCACUGACGCAAGUCCAGUUGGGGUCGGAGCUGUUCUCUCUCAUUUCAGUGAUGGAGAGGAGCGGCCUAUCGCUUAUGCCUCAAGAUCGUUAACUCCGGCAGAAAAAAAUUACUCUCAGCUUGAUAGAGAGGCUCUCGCGAUUAUUUUUGCAACGACCUACUUCUACAAUUACCUACUUGGAAAAAAAUUCACUCUGGUUACAGACAACGAAGCUCUGACGAGAAUUUUCGCAUCAAAUAAAAAUAUACCACAGAUGACGUCAGCCAGGCUAAUUAGGUACGCAUGUUUUCUCGCUCAGUUUAACUACGAUGUAAAAUUCAAGAAAGGUAUCGAUAAUCAAAACGUUGACUGUUUAUCUCGGGCACCAGUUGAUCCGCAAAUCAGCUAUGUUGAAAAUCUAUCAGUGAAUGUUAUGUCCGAGCCAACCAAUGAUUUUAUUCUCGGAAAUGAACCAGACCAAAUCUACACUGAUAAUAUCUUUUAUUUGUCAAACGAAAUAGUUAACUCAGCAACGAUAGCAGCUGAAACACAAAAAGAUCCAGAACUACAGCCGCUAUUACUAAAACUGCUCACCGAUAACUCGGACUACGAAUAUACGACAGCUGAUGGCAUAAUUUUUAGAAACGACCGUGUAUAUGUACCAGUGUCCUUGAGAAGUCACGUUCUCGCUGAUCUACACUUCUCUCACAUGGGUUCAACUCGUAUGAAACAAUUGGCUCGCCGAUAUGUUUAUUGGAAGGGCAUAGAUGCUGAUAUCGAACGUUACGUAAAGAAAUGUAGCGAUUGCGCCGAAUUGCGGAGAAAUCCGCCAAAAGAAAAAAUUCAUCCAUGGGACCCCCCAGCUCGGAAUUGGGAAAGAGUUCACAUGGAUUACCUCGGACCAUUUUUAGGAUAUUACGUUUUGGUAUGUGUUGAUGCCAAGUCCAAAUGGUCCGAAGUCCGAGCAGUAAAAGAAGCACCUACCUCUGAAAUUACAAUCAACCUUCUCACAGAAAUAUUCACUACUCAUGGUUUUCCUACUCGUUUAGUCUCAGAUAAUGCAACAAUUUUCAAAUCUGAGUUGUUUCAAAAUUUUUGCAAGAAAAAUGGAAUUCACCAGAGAUUUAUUGCUCCAAAUUUUCCACAAACCAAUGGUUUAGCUGAACGCAGUGUACAAACUUGGAAACGCAGACUUCUUGCCAUGCAGUCAGAGGCUGAUUCGACUUCAAUUCAUGAAAAAUUACGUCAAAUCACCCUCCGUUAUCAUGCAACGCCGCUCGCUUCCGGUCUUUCCCCGGCAGAACAAUACCUAGGCCGUAAAUUGAAAAUUAGCCUAGAUGCGUUUUUUCCAUACCAUGAGCCAAGCCAUAAAAAAACGCCGUCAGUUCGACAAUUCAACGUUGGCAACACAGUUCAGGCUCGUAUUUUUACUAAUCAAAAACUUGUAUGGGCACGCGGUGUUGUUGCUGAGAAGUAUGGAACGCGUCAUUAUUUAAUUACACUGGAGAACUCCGGACGACAAAUAAAAAGGCAUAUCGAUCAACUCGUACCCGCCUGGGAACAAGGUAAUAAAGCCGUCACUUUCGGUCCAACGCAGUCCUUUGAUGUGCCGAAGUCACCGCAUCAAAAUACAACGCCUAAUACCAGCGCCGCUGAAAUGCCUACAACCAGCGACGCUGCAACCUGUCCAGCUCGAUCAGCUGGAAGUACCGAUCCAAGCGCGCCUCCAACAGUGCGCCGAUCAUCGAGGAAAGCGCCGCCUCCGGCGCGAUUCAACGAUUAUAUUCGAUAAUUUUACAUUAUUUUAUUCCUAUACUAUUAUCCGUAUUCAUAAUACUUUUAUUCAUACUCGUUAUUUCAAUCAAUAUUCAAUAUUGUAAUUUUUUUUUAGAAAUCAAACUAUUUUUAAUCAUAUUUUUAACUUUUUUUUAAAAUCAAAAAACUUUCAAAAUUUCAAGUUUUCAACUCAAAUUUUUCAAUUUUUUUUUUCUCUCUUGCAGGGGGAGAUUGUUAUGGAACUAGAUGUUAGGUUAGAUGUAGAGUUAGAGACUAUAGUUAGUCAUUGUACAUUCGUGUGUAAAUACAGACGUUCGUUAAUCGGUUGUUCGUUAUUGAGUCACCACACCGUAUUACCAAUGAUGCAUAAAUUCUGGCACCAUAUAAAGUGUACGCCAAUAACAUAUCCAAGAGCAGGAAGCAAUCUUAGAUUCAGAUUAAUGAAGAAAAUUCAUCAAGAUGCUCUCGGUUGACCUUUUUAAAAAGAAUCUCUUCAAGGAGAGUAUUAUUUUCCAGUCAAAUGAGAAUGAUUGCUUGCGUACUAAAAUAUGCCGAUUAGUGUCCAGUGAUUCUACAUAAAUAGGUAAGGUUGAUUUACGUUGCGUAAAAUGUAUUUUUCCAUGUAGCUCAAAUGUUUAAAUUGCAUGUUACCGAGCUGUUUUCUUUUCAUAUGUACCAAUUAGAAAA
Molecule: messenger RNA, 5329 nt
Organism: Planococcus citri (citrus mealybug)
Lineage: Eukaryota; Metazoa; Arthropoda; Insecta; Hemiptera; Pseudococcidae
Exons: 3
Coding region: 384-4658 (1424 amino acids)
Biological process (GO): DNA integration
Molecular function (GO): zinc ion binding; nucleic acid binding
Source: RefSeq, a predicted model, not a curated record